This is a messenger RNA of Lotus japonicus, 921 nucleotides long. RefSeq lists its product as uncharacterized. The transcript has a single exon. Bases 1 to 921 code for a protein of 306 amino acids. NCBI's taxonomy places the organism in Eukaryota, Viridiplantae, Streptophyta, Magnoliopsida, Fabales, Fabaceae. The record is from RefSeq and is a predicted model, not a curated record.
AUGGCGAUAAGCGCGGUUUCUGACGCGGUAAAGUGCAGGAUGCUUUCGUCCAUAUCUCAGGGCGCGGCAAUGGCCUGGUUUAUGACCCUGCCACAGGGAUCCAUAACGAAGUUCCGUGACCUCUCGUCAAAAUUCCUCGUCCAGUUCUCUACAAGCGAGGUUGAAGAUCUGUUCGAAAUUCGGCAAAGGGAGCGAGAAACCUUGAAGCAAUACAUGGAGCGGUAUAGUGCUGCGUCCGCAAAAUUUGAGGAGUCGGAGCCUCGGACGUGCGUGUGCGCUUUUAAGAACGGAUUUUCGCCGGGAGAGCUAAACUGCGAGUUAAGUAGGAAACCGGCGCGCUCGAUGGCGGAGGUUCGCGCCAGGGCAAGUGUCGACAUCUUGAAAGAGGAGGACGACGCACAUAAGACGAAACGUAUGAGGGUAGAAAAGGUAAGGAAUGUAUCGCUGGCGAGAGAACGGAUACAUGAUAAGGAAGCGAAUAGUAUGCGAAAGGAUAAGGAGGUCGAGCAAUUCGUUGGGAAACUCAAAGGAAAGCAACUCUGCUCGAGAAAAAAGAACAUUGAGCGUCAGCGCCCACGACGGACGACCAACCUUCACCGGCGACGGAAGCCGGAGAAGUGCUCAAAUGAUGAGUUAACGAAGUUGCUCCAAGAAGUGGAGGUGACGCCGACAGGCGAAGAUGGCAAAUGUGAAAUCGACUCUCGACGAGGGGCAAAAGGACGGUCAAAGUGGUGUGAAUAUCACAACUUGGAAAGCCACGACACCGGUGAUUGUUUCACGUUGAAGAGCCAAGUUAGAAGGAUGAUCAGGGCGAGGCGACCACGAGUGAUAGAUCACGGACCAGACAGGAGCCAACAGGACAACCGACGGCGAACGCCGAUAGCAAGUAAGGGGCAUACGAGUGCGGCGAGGAGGAAAUGA